This is a messenger RNA of Miscanthus lutarioriparius, 594 nucleotides long. The record is from the annotation of a GenBank genome assembly. Lineage: Eukaryota; Viridiplantae; Streptophyta; Magnoliopsida; Poales; Poaceae.
AUGCGGUGGAAGCUUGACUCCUCCGUCUACAAGCGCGUGCCGUCCAGGGAAACCGCCAUGGAACCCGACGUCGAGACACCAAUGAGAAUGACGGACAGCGGCAGCGGCGGUGGCGGCGCGGGGCCGUCGUGGCGCAUGUCCUUGCUGCAUGUCUGUGUCGCCGCGCUCACCUCGUUCCUCUUUGGAUACCACUCCGGGGUGGUGAACGAGCCCUUGGAGAGCAUCUCCGCUGACCUUGGCUUUGCCGGCAACACGCUUGCUGAAGGGCUCGUGGUGAGUAUCUGCUUGGGAGGAGCUUUUGUUGGGUGCCUCUUCAGCGGCUCCAUCGCCGACGGGAUUCGGCGACGCCGUGCGUUCCAGCUCAGUGCACUGCCUAUGAUCAUUGGUGCUGCCAUAAGAAGAGUGGACGAGAAGUUCAGCAUGGCUGUCAUCGAUGCAAGUCUAAUGCAAUGGCUAAAGAUCAGCAUAGCUGUCAUCAGCCAAACUGAUGCUGCGGUCGCUGUGCAGACGAGUGGACGAGAAGAUUGGUUUUCAUAUUACUUUUCAUAUACCUAUGUGCAGUCUCAUAGUUUAAAUGAACAGCAAGCACAAUAA